CGAACAUUCUUCUCGUCCUGUUUUCCUUGUUCCUGUGCAAUCCCUCCUCCGUCAGCGCAUUUCUGUUCCCGAGCCUCGUCCCGCUCUGUCGCCACGAGCCCCGCGACAAAAAGAUUGCCGAUAACAAACGAACAACUUGGAACCCCGUCAGCGAGCGAGAAACGACGAUAGAUCAUAGAAAACAACAAACACACAACAAUCUUCGUCAUGGGAUCACGACCAGACACGCCCAAUGGCGCGAAAUCCUCCGAAGUCGUUGCCAAUCUUGGCUUUGCACCGGCCGUGAAGCUGUCGGGGGAAUGGUCCGUCAAGAAGGUGCUGGAGCAGAUCCCCGACCAGACGCCCGUCGAGGGGUCAAGCUCUCCGAUUCCCUUUUUCCACAUGCUUUCGCGGCUCAAGACUACGAAGCGCGAGGGAUGGCGGCGGUUUGGAAUCGAGAGGGGCGAGUCGAUUUCAGAUCACAUGUACCGCAUGUCCCUCAUCACCAUGUUUGCGCCGCCUGCGCUGGCCAAGAAGCUGGAUCUCGCAAAGUGCAUGCGGAUGGCGCUGAUCCACGACAUGGCCGAGCUCCUGGUCGGCGACAUUACACCCGUUGACGGCGUCCCCAAGACGGAGAAGAACCGGCGCGAGGCGGAAACGAUGGACUUUUUGACCAAGAACCUGCUGCGCGGCGUUGCGGGGGGCGAUGUGGGUGCGCAGAUCAGGGCGAUAUGGCAGGAGUACGAGGACUCGGAGACGCUGGACAGCCACUUUGUGCACGACGUGGACAAGAUUGAGCUGAUGCUGCAGAUGGUUGAGUACGAAAAGCAGGGCAAGGGACUGGUGGACCUGGGCGAGUUUGCGUACGUUGCCAGGAAGGUGACUCUGCCGGAGAUGAGGGAGUGGGCAGAGGAGCUGCUGCGGGAGAGGGAUGCCUUUUGGCAGAACAAGGAGCAUGUUCACGGCGAAAAGGGCACCGAGGGGGGUGUUUCUGCGGAGACGAGCCGCGGGCAGGAGGAGUACUACAAUCGGGGGUGA
Trichoderma reesei QM6a is the source of this 1017-nucleotide messenger RNA. RefSeq lists its product as uncharacterized. Gene Ontology annotation, cellular component: cytoplasm. The record is from RefSeq and is a predicted model, not a curated record. The transcript is spliced from 3 exons. Gene Ontology annotation, molecular function: 5'-deoxynucleotidase activity. Lineage: Eukaryota; Fungi; Ascomycota; Sordariomycetes; Hypocreales; Hypocreaceae. Bases 208 to 1017 code for a protein of 269 amino acids.